GACAGCGGCGGAGGCUAGGGUGCGGGAGGCAGAUCCUCAGCUAGCAAGCAGUGUGUAACGCUGUGCGCUUCAUCCUCCCCGGCUGCUGACUCCCCUCCUCUCCAGCCGCUUAUGGUUUCUUCUCCUCGGACUUCUUUAGGGUGAGAGCACUUAGUGGGGAGGGGAUACUUCCCUUCAGAUGUCUGCAAAGUUACUUGUGCGGACCCGGACCGGCCUGUCCAGAGCGGGAGCUGCGCGGCUGUAGUGAGGCUCAGGCUGUGGUGUGCCCCAAUGAUAGGAUUACUGAAUUUGCAGUCCUGGGGUCCUUUCUAGGUCCCCAGGGCCGACUGCAGAGGACUUAUCCAGCUUCUGAUCAGAUCACUGGGACCGAAUCAGAGGGAGAAAUACCAUUUGAUCGUGCUCUGGUUACAGACUGCAGCAAACAAGGGGUUAACAGGUAACCAGCUAUAAGCUGCUCGAUGCAGGAAGAUGCUGACUACAGAGAGAGGAGUUGUGGAUGAAUGGUUGUCAGAGUUUAAGACUCUGCCUGAGGCAUCUAUUACAAGUUAUGCUGCAAGUCUGAAGGAGAAGACAGCUUUGGUUUCUGCACUUUAUGAAGUCAUUAAAGAACCUCAGAGUGAGCUACUAGAACCUGUCUGCCACCAGCUCUUUGAGUUCUAUCGAAGUAAGGAGAAAAACCUGAGGACAUUUACGCUUCAGUUCCUUCCAGAACUAAUAUGGUGUUACCUGUCCUUGUCUACCAGCCGGGACCUGCAAAGCAGUGGGUGCAUCGAGGCUCUGCUCCUGAGCGUCUACAAUUUGGAAAUUAUGGAUGAACAAGGGCACAGCAGGGUCUUAUCUUUCACAAUCCCAUCUUUGUCGAAGCCCUCCGUAUUCCAUGAGCCCUCCACUAUAGGGUCCAUGGCACUCACUGAAGGAGCAUUAUCCCAGCACGGGCUCACCAGAGUGGUGUACAGUGGGCCUCAUCCACAAAGGGAGAUGUUAACUGCUCAGAACAGAUUUGAAGUGCUGUCGUUCCUCUUGUUAUGCUAUAAUUCUGCCUUAAACUUCAUGCCAGCACCUUCCCUCCGAUCUCUGUGUCAUAUGUCCUCAAGGCUUUGUGUAUGUGGAUAUCCUCGGCAACAUGCAAGAAAAUACCCAGGUCUCAAGAACAGAAUCCCGGUGUCCUCUGAGUUUAUGGUGCAGCUCCUGACUGGCAUUUACUACUCAUUCUACAAUGGAGAGUGGGACGCAGCACGUAGAGCACUGGAUGAUGUUCUAUACAGGGCACAGCUGGAACUAUUCCCAGAGCCAAUACUGGUUGCCAAUGCAAUAAAGGCGUCAUUACCACAAGGAGCUAUUAAGGGAGCUAAGGAAGGCAUUAAGUGUAUCCAAGUUGAAAUUGCCCCUACGUCAUCUAGGAUAUCUAGGAAUGCCGUGACCAGUUUGUCGAUACGAGGUCAUCGAUGGAAGAGGAAUGACUCUGCAGAUUUAACAGUACAAGAUGAGCUGAGCGAAAUCGCUGAGGUGGAUGAAGGUUUUUGUUCGAGGGCUGCCUCCAGCUCCAGCCAGUCUGCCCUGUCUCACAGCAGUAGUGGCAGUUUCAGCAGACCAGCCUUGGUGAAGGCCCAGAGAAGAUCUCUUGGAUCCCGGGCUGGGGUUAAAGAAAGGGAUUCUGGGGGAGACUCUUGCCGCGAACAUCUUAGCAGGAAGCAGAACCAGCGAGCCAUGAGUGAAAACCUGGAGCUAGUGUCUCUGAAGAGACUGACCCUAACAACUAGUCAGUCCCUCCCCAAACCUGGGAGCCACAGUCUGGCCCGAACUGCAACAUCUGUGUUCAGUAAAUCCUUUGAGCAAAUGAGUGGGGCGGCUUCUUUACAUAAUGCCAUGGGUGUGAGCAAUGUUGGCACAGGCUCUUGUGUGGAAACCAAUCGGUUUAGCGCAUGUAGCCUACAGGAGGAGAACCUGGUCUACAUUUCUGAGAGGACUGAGCUUGCAGUGCCUGGUAAACCCCAACCAAAUCUCCAUCAGAGGUCCCCAAGUAUCUGCAUUACCAUGUCUACCGACUAGACCUGAAAGCCAUGUCGGGUGGAAUAUGAAUGGGGAUUCCUGAUUUUUGUUGUCCCUACGUUUUCUAAACUGAAUGGUGAAUCUUUGAUAUUUCAUUGACUUGUAUACUAUAACUUGCCAAAGUUUUUACAUGCUACCUAGCAGAGCGUUCAGCAGUUUCUAUACAAUGGAUGAGUAUCUAGCCAUAGAUUUUUAAUAUUGUACUAUUUACUUGAAAGUGUACCUUUUUAACAGCCUGCCACUUUGGUGGCCAUUUUGGGGAUGACCCAGAAAAUGCAGUUGUUUAGCUUGCUAGGGGCUGUCUACACAGCACUUGAGGAAUUAGUGACUAUGGAAGUGAAGAAAUGGCGUCCUCUACAGUAUACAGUUGAUAUAGCACUUUACUGUGGAUUUUAUUGCCCUUAAGUGGCCUACACUGAAGUACAUACCACAAAAACUACCUGAUUAUGCCCGCAGGUGGCAGUAUAAUGUACCAUGUGCUAGUAUUUUCAGGGCCGUUGCCCAUAAAACUUUGUAACUUUUAAGUUUUUUGAGACUAUAGUUGUGUUCCAAAAAGUCACUUUACAGUUCCGUCAGGCUUUUUUUUUUUAAACUAUUUUAAUGUUUUGGAAAGUCCUGAAUAUUUUAUUAUCAAACCUUUUUUUUUUAUUAUUAUCUGUUGGGGGGGAAAAAAACACUCCUCCAAGGCACAAUGUUAAUUUAAUUUACAGAUGCAGCUUGGUGCUUGGAGAUAAACGUAAGGAAAUAAGGGAAGGUUACCCCAUAGUCUGUAUUCCUCAGACUUAUUUGGCAGAUCACAAAGCACAUCCUAAAUAUGAAAUGGCACAAAUAUUUCAGUCACUCACUGCCAACCUGACACAAAGGUGUUAUAAUGGAAGCUGGCAUAUAUUUACUUGGUUGUAGGAGAAGGUAUGAUGAUGAAUAGUUUUCAUGUACGUGUUCAGAAUUGAUGUGAAUAUUGCAAUAUUAUAUAUAUAGGUGGAUAUAAAGCAAGUGACCAGAACAUAUAGCGGAUAUAUAAUGAUUUGGCUUUUCCAUCAUUUCAAAUGUUGUGUGGGUUUUGUUUGUCCACAGUUGCUGUAAUAAACUACACAACACAUUUUUUGGGGGGGAGCUCUCUAUAUGACUGAGAUAAGUGAAUAUGCCUUUGUAACUUCUGAAAAGUGCAAGGAAAAACCGUAUUUUCACACCAACAUUUCUAUCACCAUAGUCAUUAGAUAAAAUAAAUGAGAUUACCUCCACUUAUCAGCUGUUUUAGACUGGCACUGUGCCGGGGACUAUACAGUGAAUGGAGCUGGAGGCAGACUGCUUCCUAAACUAUGUAGUGACCAUGCCAGGGUACUGACGCUCAGCUCCCAUUCACUAGUUUCAGUACUCCAGCACUGGAAACUACAUAGUGUAAGGAACCUUCUGGUUCUGGGUGUCGGAACCCCAUCAAUCUGAUAUCAAUAUCUGUAGCCCAGAGAAAUCUAGUGACUAUGAUGAUGGAAAAGUCGUCAAUAUCGGUAGCCUAGAGAACCCCUUUCAUAUGAAACAUAACACAAUGCAAGCAAAAACCGUGAAGUUGUAACAUUAGAAGCCUACCAAAAACAUUUCCUUGCCACUGGAUAUUCCUUAAAUGUCUUUGGGUCUCACUGUGCUGUUUUCAUAUCUCCCUCAGACUUUAAUGGACAGUGGUCAAAAAAAAUUCUGCCAGGGACAGGAGAGGGCAUUUCCAUUCUUGGGUACAGUGGGGGUCCCAGUGGUCAGACUUCUAGUGACUUAAACUCUUAUGUGCAGUUGGGUUUUCAGUGGUAUGACGUUCUAGAAUGGUUAGAUAUAGGGAACUAAUCAUUCAAAUAUUUUUUUUUCUAAUGUAGGGCUCAGUGUUCCUACUGUAUCCCUUCUCCAGGAAACGAGAGAUGCUGCAUUGACUUUAUAGAAAUGGAAGUGAAAUUAAGGCAAUCUGAAAUUAGGAGGAGACUGUAUAUCGGAAAGAAUUUAUGUAGCUAAACGUUUUGAUGAGGACAUUAAAAAAAAUUCUAAAUAAUGUACCUAGAGCAUCAGCUCAAAUCAUUGAGUGCAUGAAAUGUCCAUAUGCUAACACCUCAUACUUCUACAAUCCAUUGACUACUUGCUGUUAUUGGACUAUUAAUCAUCUUCAUAAUAUUCUUGCAUCACAAAAGCACAAUCUUCUCCAGGUGUUCAUUUAUUUGAUAGGAAACCUUUAAAAGAUGGUUGAUCUUGUUGAAUUACAAAUCUGGUGUUUCGGUAAAGGUUAUGGACACCAUGUUAGUCUUUUUUUUUUAGUUAAAUUAAUUAAUUUUAUCAUUGAUUUACAUGUAUUUUGGGCCAAAAAAAGUUAUACGUCUUUUGCUUUGGGGAUAAAUCGGCUUAGAAGAUAAAGUCAGAAAGGGGCUGGAGAGCGAGCCUUCAGACAACUUUCUGUAGCUGAUUUAGUAGUAUAAAACCUGAAAGCUACAGAAGUAAAUUGAGGCAAAAAUUUUAAUACAAAUCUGUUUAAGAAAAAUAACAUUUAGCCCAAAAUGCAUAUAAAUCAAUAAUAAAAAAAAUGGCUGUAAAGGUGCUCAUAUCCUUUAUGAAGAGUAAUUCUUAUCUAAUGUCUAGUUAAAAACAUGAAAGAACAGGUACAGAUUUGCUUUUAGGCCUCAUGCACACGACCGUAUCCGUAUUUUGUGGUCUGCAAAACACAGAUUCCUGCCAUGUUCAUGCCACCAAAUUAGUUUUUUUUUUUUACUUCUGUAGAAAUAUCUUUUUUUCUUUUUACUACUGUAAAAAUGUCCUAUCCUUGUCCACAAAACGGACAAGACUAGAACACGUUCUAUCUUUUUGAAAGAGCCUUGGAACAGACAUAUGGAUGCGGACAGCACACGGUGCUGUCUACAUUCUUUCUGGCCUCAUUGAAAUGAAUAGGUCCUAUGCGGACUGAACUACAGACGUGUGCAUAAGACCUUAAAGGGGUUGUCCAAGAUCAGAGACACAGGUUUGCUUUCUUCCAGACACAACCUGUGAACAAAGAACUCCUACUUUUCUACCCAUUAUACUUUGCUGGUCCACUCAUAGGCUUAUACUCUGGACAUCUUGCACUGGUCAUUAAUAUAAGCACAAGUUGCUUGAUGCUGGGAUCUACAGUCGCAGGUCAUGCCAUGGUCUACAUGCACCGCACUAUUAUAUUUCAUAGGAUAUUUAUAACACAGCUACAAUUAUAGAAAAGCAGAUAAGACUGGACCGGAUUAUCAAUGGCCUUGUUUUUAAUUCAGUUUAUAUGUUGUGUUGUCAUUUAAUGUUUUAUUAUUUUGGUGUUCAUGUAGUUUUGUAAUAAACUUUGGAUGUGCCAUACAGUGUAGUUGCGGAUAAAGUUUGCAAUGUCAUCACUUUUUGACUUAUAGCCAUGUUUUAAUGUAAAUUAAGCUUUGUCUUCUAUCAGGGUUGUUUUUGCUUUGUUAUAUGAUAGGAUUAGUGGUGUUUACUUUUCCUCAUUUUUUUCACAGCCUUGUAACGUAUUUAGUAUUGCACAUUUGUUUGUAUGUUAAAAUAAAUACUUGUAAAAUUUG
Bufo gargarizans (Asiatic toad) is the source of this 5603-nucleotide messenger RNA. It is a transcript of the gene HYCC1, whose product is annotated as family with sequence similarity 126 member A. Bases 469 to 2049 code for a protein of 526 amino acids. Gene Ontology annotation, biological process: phosphatidylinositol phosphate biosynthetic process; protein localization to plasma membrane. Gene Ontology annotation, cellular component: plasma membrane. The transcript has 12 exons. The record is from RefSeq and is a predicted model, not a curated record. NCBI's taxonomy places the organism in Eukaryota, Metazoa, Chordata, Amphibia, Anura, Bufonidae.